AUGCAUCCAUAUCAUGGAAGCUUGCCUCCCCUUAGUCCAAGCAAUUCAACAUGCUCUUCAAAGACCUCUUCAAGCAAUUGCAGCACUCUUUCAUCUCCUAAAGAGAAGAUCACAUCCCCAUCUCAUUCAUCAUCGUACAUUACUGCAUCUGCUACAUACUCAUCUUCACCAUCACCAUCAUCAACAACAUCAGGAGUUGCAACUAGCUCUUCUCCAACUACACUCAUCCAACCAUCGUCAACAGCAUCUGUUAAUGCAUCUACAUCUAACACAACACCAGAAACAAUAACAUCCACCCCAAUAAUCUCAAAAGAAACACCCAAACCAACCAUUGAGAUCAGUAAAGUGUCGAAUACUGCUCCGACUACAUCUUCGCCAAUUUCCAAAGAUAAAUUAAAGAGAGCUAGACCUCUUUCUGCAACCAAAAAUCCACUGGUUCAAUCUCUGACAUUGGAAAAAUUUAAAGACGAUUUAGCUAUUGGAAGAAAAUCGAAAUCAAAUAUCAUUUCAGAUAAUUCAGUCAAAGUACCUUACAGCUCUUCACUAACUAGAUCAGGGAAGAACCAUUAA
This is a messenger RNA of Naegleria gruberi, 570 nucleotides long. RefSeq lists its product as uncharacterized. Bases 1 to 570 code for a protein of 189 amino acids. NCBI's taxonomy places the organism in Eukaryota, Heterolobosea, Eutetramitea, Acrasida, Naegleriidae. The record is from RefSeq and is a predicted model, not a curated record. The transcript has a single exon.